AUGGGUCCUCAGCGCGCCGCUCGACGAUCAGUUGCUACCCGUCAUCAUCCUCAUAGGAUUCCGGAGGUGUCUGUCCGUCAACAUCGCAUGCUUACUCGUAGUAUGGCUCAGGUACAUCCUGCACCUGCGUUUACUCGUAUGAAUGGAAGUUCCUCUUACCCAGAGGCUUCUACCUCCGCACUGGACACCGACAGCAAUCCCCCUCACUGCCCCUCUUCGCCUUUCUCGGAAAAUUUGAUUACUGCACCUUUGUAUAGUCAUGUCACUCAGUGCCGCACUCUCCACGAGGCUUCUAGUUCCUCUCUCGUCUCGAACGCCAAUUUCUCUCUCUCCCUCCUCCCAGACACGUCUUCAUUAGAGGCAUCCAGCUCUUCUCGUGUCUUGAAUGCCAAUCUCUCGCUCCUCCAAGACUCCCCCUCACUCGAGGCCCACAACCCUCCUUCCACUGUUAAUACCACCAGCAGCGAUCUUUCUUCCGAAGUUCGAACUUCCAUGGGCGAACUUCCGUCAAAGCCCGGUAUUCCCGUAGAGCUUUUGACGAACUCUGAUCAGAGAUUCGUCACGGAUCUGGAGUUGUUCGACACGCGCUCCCGGCGUCUCUUCAAUGAACAGAAAAACUCAUUGGAAUUCGCCGAGAAAUGUAUAGAAGUGUUGGUACAGCAAUGUAUCGAUCUGAGGAAGAUAAAUGAUUUAAAACGCAGCAUCCGAAAGCUGGAGCUCUGUUGUUCCUUUUGCAAUGAUCUUGCGUGGAAUCCACAUGUCUUCUCUCCUGAUCUAUUUCUUCUACUUUCACCGGUCAGCUUUGGAUCGAAGGAGCGUCCAGUAUAUGGCUUGAAAUUGGAUUUAUUCGUUUCUCCAUCCUCAGUGGAAGGAUGCUCUUCCACAAUGUACGCUACUUCAAGUAAUUGUAAUUCAAUUGCCAAUAUCGACAAAGCCCAAGCUGCGCGAUACUGGAUACGGCGUACAACUACUGAAGAGGAAAUAGGAAUGUAUUCAGGAGAAAGAAAGCUUGUCGCGUCCUGA
Lentinula edodes (shiitake mushroom) is the source of this 1023-nucleotide messenger RNA. RefSeq lists its product as uncharacterized. The record is from RefSeq and is a predicted model, not a curated record. Bases 1 to 1023 code for a protein of 340 amino acids. The transcript has 5 exons. NCBI's taxonomy places the organism in Eukaryota, Fungi, Basidiomycota, Agaricomycetes, Agaricales, Omphalotaceae.